This is a messenger RNA of Paralichthys olivaceus (Japanese flounder), 1852 nucleotides long. The record is from RefSeq and is a predicted model, not a curated record. NCBI's taxonomy places the organism in Eukaryota, Metazoa, Chordata, Actinopteri, Pleuronectiformes, Paralichthyidae.
GUUAAGGGGUCGUUGGAUCCUUGUUAUAAAAUGAUCUCACGCGGUCCUCGUCCCGGUGACAGUGUCAGACGGUCCCUAACCGAGCAGGCUGGGUAGUUGAUGCUGGAUCACCGAGCGGCAGCGGCUCCCUCAGUCCGUCGCUGCGGUCCCUCACAGCGGACACACGUCCACAUCCUCCCCGGCGUCCUCGGCUGUUGCUGUGCGGCUCUGAGCUGGAGGCUGGACGGUUCGGCCGGAGCGGGCUACGGCGGUGCGGCCACCCGCGGACAUGAGGACACCCGCCACGGCGGCUUCUUCCGAAAGGCGGACCUGGAACCUCGUCGAUUUUCACCGAGCUAAAGAAUCGUCAUGACCCUUUUCCUGCUGACCAAUCACUCCUUAUCUGAGGGACCUGGGCCCUUUCUGAUUUCUGGACUUAUCAACGCAGAGAUGAGAUAAUAAAGUCAACCAGCUGGUGCAUGCUGCUACAACAACUCUUGCGGCACUUGUAAACCCACCCCACCCUGCCUCCAACCCCUCCCUGAGCAAAAUUAAUUCCAACUGUGGAAACAUGACAACACCGGCUCUCCUGCCGCUGUCGGGCCGCAGGAUACCCACUCUGUCACCGGGUGCCUCCUCCUUCCCGCACCACAGAGCUACGCUGAGGCUCUCUGAGAAGUUCAUCCUCCUCCUCAUUCUCAGUGCCUUCAUCACCUUAUGUUUCGGGGCCUUCUUCUUCCUCCCGGACAAUUCCAAGCACAAGCGCUUCGACCUGGGCUUGGAGGAUGUGCUCAUCCCUCACAUUGACUCGCCCAAAGAGGGGAAACAUGCGUCUGGACAGGUGGUCAUACAUGGACAGGGAGGACAUGACGAGCACAGACAUAGGGAGGAGGAGGAGAACCUGCGGGACAAGAUACGGGCAGACCACGAGCGAGCGCUGCAGGAGGCAAAGGAGAAGCUAAGAAAGUCACGUGAGGAGCUGCAGGCUGAGAUCCAGACAGAGAAAAACAAAGUGAUGGAGGACCUGAAAAAGAAGGAUCCGGGGCCUAAACCUUUGCCACCUGUCCCCAUGCCUAAGGUGGUGGGCGUCAGUGACGGAGAGCCACCAGAGCCUGACGUCAAAGAGAAACGAGACAAGAUCAGAGAGAUGAUGAAACAUGCGUGGGACAGCUACAGACAGUACGGCUGGGGUCAUAACGAGCUGAAGCCACUCGCCAAGAAGGGACAUUCCACUAAUAUCUUUGGUAAUUCCCAACUAGGGGCGACCAUUGUGGAUGCCUUAGACACCCUGUACAUCAUGGGUCUGCACGACGAGUUCAAGGACGGACAGGAGUGGAUCGAGCAGAACCUGGACUUUGGUGUGAAUUCCGAGGUGUCAGUGUUUGAGGUCAACAUUCGUUUCAUAGGAGGACUGCUGGCCGCCUACUACCUCUCUGGACAGGAAGUUUUCAAGCUGAAGGCGGUCCAGUUGGCCGAGAAGCUGCUUCCUGCCUUCAACACUCCCACAGGAAUCCCCUGGGCCAUGGUCAACCUGAAGAGCGGCGUUGGUCGGAACUGGGGUUGGGCGUCGGCAGGAAGCAGCAUCCUGGCGGAGUUCGGGACUCUUCAUAUGGAGUUCGUUCACCUCACGUAUCUGACAGGGAACCCUGCCUACUACCAGAAGGUGAUGCAUAUCCGGAAGCUGCUAGCCAAAAUGGAUCGACCCAACGGGCUGUACCCGAACUACCUGAACCCCCGUACGGGCCGCUGGGGUCAACAUCACACCUCAGUCGGAGGACUCGGGGACAGUUUUUACGAAUACCUGCUGAAGGCGUGGCUCAUGUCAGACAAGACGGAUACGGAGGCUCGGAAGACGUAUGACGACGCCAUCGAG